UUACAGUUUAAAAUGUCGCUGAAUUUAUAUAUAGUUAAGCAAUUUUUCUCUUUUUCUUUUUUUUUGCUUCCAGUGAUAAAUAUAAUUUUGUCCCUUUAGGCUCACCGUAGUUAUUUAUGGCGACUGUUGUGGAGACUGUUGCCGUAAAGAGUUCAUUUUCUUGUGUGAACUAACAAAAUCACAUAAUUACGUAAUUUACAAAGUCAUUAAUUAGCAGGUGGAGCUUAUGGAAAGUCGUUAUUUGCGGGUAAGGGCAGUUGUCAUUUAAUUCCUGAAUGGGUUUACUGAAUACAAGCCAGCUUCCAAUAAGAGCUGCCAAAUGGUGCCUGAGUUCACUGUCUACACAAAAAUCAUGGCUUUCCGCCAGAUCCACCUGCCUGGGAGACAAGAACAUCCUGCUCAUGGGUCCUCCGGGAGCAGGAAAAACUACGGUGGGGAAGAUAGUGGCCCACAAACUAGGACUCCCUGUCAUAGAUGUUGAUGAUGACGUCUUGGAGACGGCAUGGAAGAUGCCUGUUGCCGCUAAGUUGGCAGCAGUUGGCGGAAGGUGUUUCUUGGAGGAAGAAGGUCGAGCUUUGUGUAACUUCUCGGCCUCUGGGUGUGUUGUUUCCCUGACGGGCUCUAAUCCUCUUCAUGCUGAAGCAAUGCAGCAUGUCAAACAGAGCGGGCUGGUCUUCUACCUGGAUGUGGACAGUGAGGACAUCUUACAGAGACUCACCAGCAUGAAGGUGAACAGGAUAGUGGGCCAGGAGGAAGGGGUAUCCAUGAGGGACAUUUUGCUUUACAGGAAACAGUUUUAUGAGAAAUGGCUGGAUGUGAGGGUGCUGUGUGGAACAGGAGACACAGUGGAGGAGGUAGCAGAGAAGGUGCUGAAAGCUGUGGAGAGAUACCAGAAAAGUGAUGAAGAAACAUUCAUUUCAACCCGAUGUGAUAGCGCAGGAUUGUCCAAGCAGAAAAUAUACUUUAGUGAUGUGGUUGUGGAGGGUCUGGCUCCAGAUGGAGGGCUUUAUGUUCCCAAAAAUGGCUUCCCAAAGAUAGGCACACGCGAAUGGCAGAGGUUAGUUGAGAUGUCAUACCCAGAGCGAGCGUUAGUUUUACUUGAAAAGUGCAUCCACCCUCUGGACAUCUCUGCUUUGGAUCUCAGAACAAUGAUAUUCAAGGCAUAUGGGUCAAACUUUGCCAGCAAGGCUGUCGCACCUGUAAAACACCUCGCCCACAAUCAGUACAUUCAGGAGCUUUUUCACGGCCCCACCGCCUCCUUCAAGGACCUCGCUUUGCAGCUGAUGCCUCAGCUCUUUGCCUACUGCCUCCCACCCAUGUGCAACUUCCUCAUCCUGGUAGCCACAUCUGGAGACACUGGCAGUGCAGUGCUCAGUGGCUUCAGCAGGCUGAGCGGCACUGACAGACACCGCACCGGCGUCCUGGUGUUCUUCCCGGAGGGAGGAGUGAGUGAGAUGCAGAAGCUCCAGAUGAUGAGCUACAGGGAGGGCAAUGCCAGGGCUGUCAGCGUCCUGUCAGACUUUGACUUCUGCCAGAGAAAUAUCAAGAGGAUGUUUGGGGAGGCGGGGCUGACAGGGCAUCUCGCUGUAGAGUACGGCACAGUCCUCAGCACCGGCAACUCCAUCAACUGGGCACGGCUGUUGCCACAGGUGGUCUAUCAUUCAUCAGCCUAUCUGGAUCUGUGCAGGGAUGGUGUCAUCAAAUUCGGCGAUCCCAUUGAUGUUUGCAUCCCUACUGGCAACUUUGGCAAUGCCAUGUCAGCUGUGUACGCCAAACAAAUGGGCAUCCCGAUAAGAAAAAUUAUCUGUGCAUCCAACCACAACCGUGUCAUCGCUGACUUUAUCAAGACAGGCCAGUACGAUCUUCGGGGACGGUCUCUGAUGCUCUCCCACUCCCCCGCUAUAGAUAUCCUGAAGUCCUCCAACCUCGAGAGAUUUAUCUACCACGUCUCCAACGGAAACAGCCAUCUUGUCAAGGACCUGUUCACACGCUUAGACAGACAGCAGCACUUUCAGGUUCCCGAGCCUCUUCUUGGCACGAUUCAGCAGGAAGUGCUGUCUGGCUGGUGCUCUGAGGAUGACUGCUUGGCCGCCAUCCAGAGAGUUCACACACAGACAGGCUACGUCAUGGACACACACACGGCUGUGGCUAAAUUCGUCGCUGAUAGGCUGCAGGAUGGCUCGUGUCCCGUAGUGUUUUGUUCCACGGCUCACUAUGGGAAAUUUGCUCCCGCUGUGUUCAAAGCUUUGCAAAUCCCAAAUAUUCCAGAGGAUCCCACUGAGCAGCUCAAGAAGCUGGAACUUAUUGCAUCCAGACCAGAAAUGCACAGAGAGAUGAUAAAAUGCCUGAAAGAAAGUGCCAAGAGGAAACACAGCAUUUGUGAAGCAGAGUACAGUGUGCUGGUAGACCAGGUGGAGAGCAUGAUACAGGACUCCUUCUUAAAAGUUAUGUAAAAUGAUCCCAGCUUUUGUUGAUGUCCAGCUUCAAGUAAUUAGCCAGAAAUUACAAAAGUACUCUUUUUCUUUGUCCUCUUUGUUUCAUCCACUUGAACACAUUACCAGGGCUGCACAUAAGUGGUCUGCAGAUGUGCAUUCGC
Neolamprologus brichardi is the source of this 2596-nucleotide messenger RNA. It is a transcript of the gene thnsl1, whose product is annotated as threonine synthase like 1. Gene Ontology annotation, biological process: amino acid metabolic process. Gene Ontology annotation, cellular component: cytoplasm. Lineage: Eukaryota; Metazoa; Chordata; Actinopteri; Cichliformes; Cichlidae. The record is from RefSeq and is a predicted model, not a curated record. Gene Ontology annotation, molecular function: pyridoxal phosphate binding.